Acanthaster planci (crown-of-thorns starfish) is the source of this 4243-nucleotide messenger RNA. RefSeq lists its product as uncharacterized. Lineage: Eukaryota; Metazoa; Echinodermata; Asteroidea; Valvatida; Acanthasteridae. Gene Ontology annotation, biological process: positive regulation of gene expression; regulation of transcription by RNA polymerase II. The record is from RefSeq and is a predicted model, not a curated record. Gene Ontology annotation, cellular component: core mediator complex; mediator complex; nucleus. Gene Ontology annotation, molecular function: transcription coregulator activity.
CCAUUGGGCAGUUCGGGAAAUAGGCUGAUAAACCGCGAUAUGCCUGUGCAGUGUGUGCGCUGUGGAGGUGCUGCACCUUGGCUCAGUUUGACCGGGGAAAGACGGUCAAAUGCCGCCAACCCCGAACCAGAUCCGGGAGCAACUGCUCAAUGCAAUAGACCAAGAUGCCAAAGUCAUUAACAUGGUUGGAGUGUUGGAAGCGAUAGCAUGCCUAGAGAACAUUCAAAUCACCAAAGAAGCUCUUGAGGAAACACGUCUUGGCAAGAUCGUCAAUGACAUCCGCAAGAACACAGAAGACAGUGCGCUUUCAGUAAGAUGUAAGAAGCUGGUCCGCGUCUGGAGCAAGCAGUUUGUCAGAGGAUCACCAAGCGCCGGGAAGACAGCCAGCAGCAGUACUCAGGAUGCAACUACCAACAGGCAACCCACCCCACCUACCCAAGGGACUACCUCUGCACAGUCAUCGGGAGGUAACAGAACUCCUUCCCUCAAGACCCAGACAUCUACCACUCCUUCCUCAUCCUCUACAGUAGACAAAAAGAAGUCAGAGAACCGAAAACGGAGGAAGCUUAGCACUUCCCCGAGCACAGCAUCUCCAACAGGGUCAGCAACAACAUCCGCCAAGAAAUUAAGACCAGCGGCAAGCACACCCAUCUCUAAUGCAACCAAAGAACAGACCAACCAAGAGACCAAAAAUGGCAUGUCUGCCCAACGGGAAGGGAGCAGGUCAGAUCUGCAAAGCUCCAAGUCUGCUUUUUCCAAGGUGAAACCUCCAGAGCACAAGGCAUCAUCAAGGACUGGCUCCCCUGCUUUAAAAGUGACGGGCCAGUCCUCACCUGAUUUGAGUAAAUUGAAUGCAAAUACCAGCAAGGCACAUUCAAAGUCCCCUCUACUCACGAAACACACAUCAAGCCCUGUCAUCGGUAGCAAGCUGUCACCAGCUGUUGUUGGGUCUGACAAAGCCGGUAGGUCCUCACCAUCUGUGAAAGCAAAACAACCCAGAUGUUCCAACAGCACAGACUCAAACCGCCUUGAUGUGACUGAUUCCACUGCUCUUACAGGUGAAAGAACUCAGGGGACGACGCACAAAGACAGCGCUGCCACAAAUCGGCUGCAAAGUAAAUCCCCAAACACACACAACACACUCCAGGACUCCAAUUCUAGUUCUGCAACUGUAAAGUUACGGUCUCCCGCUGCGUCCGUGGAAGAACGAUGCGCAACUCCAACACACACUGCAUGCUGUGCCCCAUACAUCAGCCACGACCACAUGCUACCAGAAUCUCAGUCCUCCGACCAAGUUCUACAAGAAACAGACAGUUCUAGAGUGUCUUUUUCAAUAUUUGAUGAUGACUACGAUGAAGAGGAUGAAACCCUCAGCGAGGAGAGGUAUGACAGGGCAACCGUAGAUUUUGAGAAAGUACCAGCUGUGACGUCAAGUCUUACUCAAAAAGCUGACACUGACAGGCCUCCGAGUUCAAACCUUGUUGAUGAUGCCUUGCCUGGUGCAGACUUGGAGGUGGAUGGCCAACCAAUGGAUGCACCAGAGGCUCUUCCCACCCAAGACGCUCAUGUACACCUCGAGGAAGAGCCAGCACCAGCUAGACCGGUGACAGCAGACGACCUCACCAGGGUCCACUCACAACAGUGGGAUGGUGUUAACGGUUGCUACAGUGACCGCAACGAGUGGUCUGACUGGACACAGUGUCUCUCCAUUACCACACAAGAUGACAAUGCCUUGCAUAUAUUACCAUAUAUUUGCCUGGAUUAAUUCUUGGAGCUGCGUUCAGAAGUAGACUUGACAAAAUUUAUGAAAUGAAUUACAGACAAAACGUCCAAACUCAAAAUUUGUUUUUUUGGCAGCAGGUUGCUCAGGCAGCUUGCAUUGUUUUGUUCAGUAAUAUCAAUCCAAAAAGUUGGUUAGUUAUGCAAUAACAAUAUUUUUUUCUUUGGCUUAGUUCAUCUGCCGUAAGUAUUUGCGUUACUACGUGUAAGACAGAUUGUUCCUUAAAAGUCUGUUUGUCCCAAGUUGAAUUUGUGCGUGUCGUCAACUGAAAAGGUAGCCAAUCACUCCACUCUUUCGCUCCACAUGUACAACAGUUGUAGAAUGCAAACCUUGUUGGGCUGAGAACUGCUUCAAGAAGUUCAUGUGAAACCACUACACGGACUCCACUGAAUACAUGAACAUACAUGUACCCAGAAGCAUCUGCUUAGCGAUGCUGGAAGCUUCUUGAUAGUGCUUUUCUCACAGCCUUGCCUGAACAUGGUUACGGUACUUCCCAGUCAUUCUCGGGCAAGUGUAACUCGGCAUGUGUUUGUGUCUGAUCAGUAAACAUACAGGUAUUUUCACUCGACUCCAAGGCCAGAAGCAUAGAGACUUUAGGGUAAACAUUUACAGGGUCACGAUGUCGGGUAGAGAAAUUUCCAAAUUGAUCGUUCAAAUAGAUUCUCAUGUUCUAUGAAUUGCUAGGGUUUAAACCUACACGUUGUUGUGUUGUGUGAAACUGAAUGAAGUAAGGAGAAUUCAGGGCUGUUGGGGUUAAGAAAAAUGGUUUGGUAUGGCGCGUUUUCUUUUGAAUUCUGUUUGGCAGUUGGCAUUAUUGGCUUCUCCACAGUGCCGCGUAGCUACUAGGGGUUUGAAGUACUAUGAAUCACUUUGCAGCUGACAACAGUGUAAUCCACAAACCCUUACAAAUCCUUCACGAUCAAUGAAGAUUUUAGAGAGAUUCAGGACAGUGCGUAUAUGUAUACAGCCUGAGCACUAAUUUUUUAUUCAUGAUUUCCUGGACACUGGAGCAUUUUGCCGAAUAAAUUAAUUUGAGGAUGCCGUUCUUAUUACAUGUAUACCCUGGCUAACUCUGCCGUUAUCACAGUUAUGUUGGAAAGGGGCCGUUGUCAGUUGAAUGAACCGGGGGGGGGGACUAGAAGAUGUUCAACUGUUUAAAUGUGGUUCUAUUUUUUUGGCCAUUUGUCCCAUUUGUUGUUUGUUGGACGUCCAUAGGGUUAAUCACAUAAAGUGUCGCAUCACACAACAAGGUUAAAUACAUUUACUACAUUCUGAAGCUGUCUGGUGUUGCAUUUGAUUGCAGUUAGAAACAAAAGCAAUUCGUAUUGAAAAGGCUAAUUAGUACACUUGAUUUCUCCCUGCCAUUCUAGCUGUCAACAGGUAUUUCAAAGUAAAACACUCUGUAUUUUCAUUGUGGAGCGUUAUGAAGUAGAUAGAGAACUUCUAAUUGAAAUAAGACACUUUCGUUUAAUUUUUGUGAAUUGAAAUGUGAGAUUUGAUAUUUUGAUAUUAAAUAUUGCUAUAACAGCACAAUGUGAGGAUUUAGAAGAAAAGUACGCUAAGUGAUUUGGAAUAUUAAAGACAAGGUUUUGAAGUUGUUCUGGGCUUGGUUGCUACUCCAUCAGUUCGAUAAGGGAUGGACUGAUGAGAAUUGUGUUGAAGACUGAAGUUGGGCAGUUUGGUGCACCUCUUUGGCCGAGGCUUAGGAACGAUAUCACUACACAUCACUACAACCCCUGACUGGUCAUUACUUACCAUCAAGAUCAUACCAAAGUUUGACUGGAAACUGCGUUCGAGAUUUCAUGUCCAAUAUUCCCGAUUGGCCACUUCACAAAGAAGGCUUUCUUGAACAUUUUUGUGAACCGUGCAAUUGCACGAAUGCACAUGUACAUCAAAGUCAUGCUACACACCUACCCACCAAAGCGACGCUGGCCGUACAAUCCAAUCGCUAACUUUAAUCAGUUUGAUAAUAAGUCAGGGCUCUUUGUUAUUGUAUGCUGCACAUGGCUGUGAAAUUGUGAAGUGCGAUGGCCCUGAAUGGACACUGCCUUAAGUUUGUGAAAUACUCAAUAAGAGUAACCACUACCUGCGAUAUAUAUGCGAAUCAGUUGGAUUGAACAAAAUGGGUGUUCUUUGUACAAUAUGGAUUUCAUGUUAUAAAACAAAAUCAGAGCUGUGAUGUCUCCUCAAGGCCGCUGUAACAACACAAUUUUAGUGGUUACUAAAGAAGCUUCAGUUUAUAUAUAAACUGUUGUAGUUUGCCGGCCGAAUGUCAAUUCUGUCUUGCUAAUCAAAGAGUAUCUUGAAACAUUUUUGAUUGAGGAAAUAUUACUACAUACAUGUAGUUGGUUUUGCCGUUGACGAAAAUCUGAGGAAGAGUUGUAAUUGGAUUGAAACAAGUAAGUAAAUGUGUUUCGUUUGGAUUGAGUCGAGCAAUAAUAAAAAAGGAAAAUUGCUAUAGAA